Molecule: messenger RNA, 11414 nt
Organism: Cinara cedri
Lineage: Eukaryota; Metazoa; Arthropoda; Insecta; Hemiptera; Aphididae
Source: the annotation of a GenBank genome assembly
AAUAUUUACAAAAUAUUUAGAUACACUGAAUUGUAUUAUCUAUUGUAUUAGAUUGUAGAUAUUUACUAUUUAUGGAUGUAUUCAGUAUUGUGUAUUUUCCGAAGUUAAACUUUAAAACCUCUCAAAUCUAUUUCUUAUAUUAUAUUCUAUGGUUAAAAUAUAAAUCUAAUAAAUUGAUAAAAUAAUGUCUGAUUUAGAUACAGGACCUAAAGCUGCAUCUACAGCUCUCAAACCAAUGGCUUCAAUUCAAAGGUAUGCUAUAAAUUAGAAAUAUUGUUACUUAAUAAUCACGUUAUUUCCUGAAUUUUCGAAAAAGAAAAACAUAGUUUUGGGCUCAAGCUGGUUUUAUUUUAUUAUAUUUUUCAAAUUGCAUUUUUAUGCCCUAAAAAGCCUAUAAAAACCAUAUUUAGUUUUCGUUAGUUUCAUUAAAAUGAGUUCAUUUUGAGUAGGAUUAUAAUUAUUAAGGUGGUUGGUUGAAACUUUGCAUUUUUGAUAAUCACUACAAAUAAAAAAUAUUCCAGAAUUGAUUAUGAAAAAUACUAUGUUGGUUCUUAUGAAAACUUCAGAAUAUAAAACCCUGUAGUAUAGAGUGGAUAAUGCUUAAAACUUUACAUUUAAAAAUAAAAAAACUUAUUAAUUUUUGGUGAUUUUAAGUUUACAUGACAUAUCCAAUUAUUUUAGAGUUUUUUUUUUUUAGUCACAUAAUAAAUUAGUACUUUCAUACAGUUAUGAGAUUUUGUUAUUACUUGUGUUAAAAAUUUACAUUAAAAAAAAUUUAUUUAUAUAUAUAUAUAUUUAAAAACUAUUUUUUUUUAUUACAUUGCAUAUUAAUUGUUUUUUUUAGAUCUCUUGAAAAUUCUCUUAACAAUGUUAACAAUACAUUUAACUCUGUGUUUUCUGAAGAAUUGACCAGUCGUGAUUUAUUAAGAAAAUCAUUAUCUAUUCAUAAAAAUAGUAUACAAAUGGACAGCAUGCAUUCAUCGUUAAGUGGACAGUCAUCUUUGGGAAUUCUUGAACUAGAUAAUAUGUCUGGUAAUUUGAUUAAUACUAUUAAAUGAUAUAUAUCUAUAUAUUUACACUUUCUUAAAUAUUUGUGUAAUUUAUAGAUAUCGGAAAUACAUAUAAACGAGAAACUUUUCCUAAUAAUAAUAACCAAUCUAUUUUACAACAUCGCUUAAGUCAAGCAACACAGACUAAAAAUACUCUUGCUAGGGCAAGUGCAAUUAAAAGCAUUUUUGAUAGUAUGUACAAAUGUACAUAAUAUAUAUAAAUAUUAUUAUUAUUUUUUAUACAUCAGUUUUUAUUUAAUUACUUAUUAUUGUAAUUUAUUUUUUAUUUUUUAUUUAAAGAAAAUGUAGUCGGCGAUACAAAUGUUAGAGCAUCUUUAAUAAACAUAACCAAUGCAUUCCAUGAUAUGUAAGUUAUAAAACAACUUUUGAUUUUUAGUUAAAUGUACCAAAAUUACCAAUGUUGUGUUGUAUCUAAUUAGGUUGAAAGACAAUAUUAAUAAUUCAAACAGUACGUUUUCGAGUGAUGAUUUUAUACCUGGUAGUGAAUUCAAAGAGAAUUUAAUUGAAAUUGAAGAGGCUCACCGCAAGGAGUUUGGAUCAUUAUCAGAAAGUCGAUUCAAUUUUACUUUAGAAGAAGAAAAGUAAAUUAUUGAUUAUAAUAUCUACUAUUGGAUUUGUAUUUAUUAGUUGAUCUAAUUUAAGUAAAUGAAAUGUGUUAUGUUUUAGACAGCCCAUUGAAAAUGGAUCAUUUAAUUAUUUUGCCGCUAAAAGUGUACCUGUAGAAGAUUUAUCAACAAUUUUUCCUAAGAAACAAAAGAAUAAUGAAACAUUUACAAAACGUGUCAAAGAAAUUAAUUGUUCCUUAUUAGAUCCUAAUAAUACACAACAAAACAAAGAUGGUAAAUUACAAUCAUAUUUAGUAAUUUACUGUUGAAAAAUAAUCUGUCUACAUAUAUAUAUUAUUAUUUUUACAAGUACCUACAGGUUAUCAAACAAUGUCUUCAAUUACAUCAUGGACUGAUAGUAACGUAUCUAAUAAUUUAUUAAAUUUAACAAGUUUGUCUGAUAUAUCUGAAGUCUUAUCAACAAAAACAAAUUCGUCCACAACUAAAGAAUUGACCGAAUCAUUAUUAACUAAAAGUAUUAUAAUUUGUUACAAUUUGAUAUUUAUUUAAUUUUUGUAAAUAUCUAUCGCUUGCAAAUUUAUUUAUUAAUUUACUGUCCUGUAGUAGAUAGUAUUUCUUUUAGAUAUUUUUAAAUUAAUGCUUAGCUUUAACCUGAAACUAAAAAAUAAAUUUUAUUUAAAGUUAUAAGUUAUUUUACAAUGAUAAGAGACUACAAAAAAUAAGUUUUUUUAUAGAUAUGGCCGACCCCAAAUAUUUGGGAUGAAGGUGCAGGUAAAGAAAUAGAAAACUAUAUUUUUGUAGAUAACUAAAAAUGUUACCAUGUAUAUUGUAAUUUAGAUACCUAUUAUGUUAUAAUUUGAAAGUAACUAUUUCAUAUUAAAUAUGAGUAUGAUGUGGUUGAAUGGGUAAAGACGACUGUGUAUUAAAGUAUAAUCACAAGUUAGUUUCAAUCUUAAUCACUGACAUUUUACUCUGUUAGCAAUUCAACUGUAUAGAGAAAAUAAAAAGUCACUCUAUCUGGUUUAGUCAACAAAAAUACUUUCAUUCAUUAAUAUUUGUUGUAUGUUUUUUCAUAUUACCAUAAUAUUUAAAGUUAAUUUAGUUAAUUAAUCAAAAUAUAGAUAAAAUUGAAUAUAUAAUACUCUGAUGUUAAAUCAUGUCAUUUUAAUUAAUGUAAAUAAAUAUUUCUAUAGUAUAAUUUUUAAAUAAUAUUUGUCCACACUAAAAUUUUACUUAAUGUCUAAAAAUUUGUUUAAUUUCCUUUACACAAACAAUAUAAUAUUUUCCUAAACUUCAGAAUUUCUCCAAGUUGGACAUAGAUAAACAAUAUUUUGUAAAUUAUCUUUUUUUAUUUUUGGAUUUUUUUAAAGCACCAUAAAUAUGCAUAUAUAUUUGAAAUUUUAGGUUUGUCUGGUGACAAACAAUUGAAUGAACCUACACAACUUCUUCAAAGGCGAUUUUCUACUUCUACUAGAUUCUCUAAUGCUUCGCAAAAUCUUGAGCAUGCAGAAUUAUGUAAAUUUGUAUUCUUCACUAUUCUUCGCUUUUAUGUGUUUAUUUUUUCUCAACAAGUAGAUUCUAUUUUAACUUUUCAGCUUUUCCAUCUAUACAAAGUUUUAGAUCAAUUUCUUCCCAGAAAAAAAUUUUAAAUAUGGAUGAAACCCAUUUACAACAAAAUAAAUCUAUUAAUCCCAAACAGAAAGUUAAAAGUUUGAAAAGAGAACACUGUUUAAAUAAUCAAUUUCAGUAUACAAGAAAUAAUAACAAUUUAUCUAAUCAUUUUGAUAAGUAAAUAUAUUAUUUAUUGAAUUACUAUUUUACAAUAAUAAUUAUUAAUAUAUCAUUUUUUUUUUCAGGAAACAAACAAAAUUACAUGUUAACUCGGUUGGUAAUUUUAUUUUGACACCUAGAAGUGGAUAUUUUGAAGACUGCAAAUCGGAAAUAAAUAUAUUGGAAAACAAUAUUGAUCUAUCUAGUUUUUCUAUUUUAUCUAACAAUCCUGAUUGUUUCACUGAAAUGUCUUUAAACAAAUCUGCAAAUGUUUCUAAAAUUGUUUAUUGCAAUGAAGCUUUAUGUCAAGAUAAAUUGAUUCGACCACUUGUUCAAGACAAUAGUAAGUUAUUAAUAUAAAUUAAGUAUUUAAGAAAUAUUAAAUAAUACUUAUAAUAGUAAUAAAAUCUAUUAAUAAUUAAAUUAUAAACAUUUUUGUUUAUUAAAUUCCUUAUAAUUUAAAAUUCUAUUAAAUAAUUAUGUGUUGAUUCAAUAUUUCUACAUAAUUUUAAUACAAAUUUCUGUGGUGGAAAAAUCUAGUACUAAAUCAAUACCAUAAGUUUCCAUAAAACAUUUAAACAUUUACUGGGAUAAAAGGCUGAAAAAAAUGGAUAGUUAUAAAGAAUCUAAUAUAUAUAUUUUCAAUUUUUUAUCAUUUGAUUAUUAAAUCCAUGAGAUGUAUUAGAAAAUUGUUUAACUGUGAUAUGUUUUUUGUGGAUAAAAUGUAAAUUUUAUUAUAAUGGUGAUCAUAUUUGAAGACACUUAAAAGAAAAUAUAUUUAACUGCACAUAAUGUUCAAUGAUUUUUUAUAUUUAAAGGGAAAACUUGUGAUGUGCUUGAAAUUGGUGAUAUAUGUAUUGGUGCUUACUCUCAAGCUGUAAUUACACUGGAAAAUCAAUUGACCGUUGAUGCUAAAUAUUCAUUAAUUUUAUUAGAUGUGUCACUGGACAACACAAAAAAUAAUGCAUUUGUUGAAAAUAAACCAACUGGGACAAAUAUUGCUACUGUUCUUUGCUCAGAUAAAGUUCAAAUUAUACCUUCUUUAUCGGAAGCUUCAUUUACUGUAUGAGUAAUAAAAUAUCUAACAUUUUACUUUAUUAUGUGUAAUAUAAAUCAUUUUUUUUUUAGAUUGGUAUUAUUCCUUUAAUUUCUGGAAGUAUAAGUGUUUAUAUAAAGCUCAAAAGUAAUGAUUUAUCUCAAGAAAUCUUUCGAAACAUUCAAAUUCAUUCAAUUGAGCCACAAGUUGUUAUUAUUUUUAAAUAGCUUGUCUUAUUAUUCAUAUGAUCAUAAACAAUAUUAAUAUUGUAUAAUUAUAGGUUGUAUGGGUUAACAACUCUUUUGGCUCUAUAAACUUUGGUUUAUUACCUGAGCUAUCAAAAAAGUCUCUUCCUAUCAAAUUGUUAAAUAAAGGAGCAUUCCAAGUUCCUAUUAAAUUAAUUUUAAAUCAGGUUUGUUUAACAAAUUAUUUUAUUUUACAUAUAGUUAAGAAUCAUUAUAGUCACGGACUAAGAUAUACUGGACUGAAAACGAAAAAGUUGUUGGAGUACAGAGUUUGGGCUGAAUGUGCAAUCCUUCACUGUAUAACUGCAUAUUUUGCACCAUCUAUUUUUGCCCAUCUCUUCCAUAAGCUACAUGUGCAAAUAUCUUGUACCUUUGUGUAAUGUGUAUACUUUUAAAAAGUUUUUCAAAAUGUCUUGGCAAUAUAUCAUAAAAAAAUGUACUUCAAAAAGUACUUUAUUCAAAGCUCCAAAAGAAAAUUAUAUUUUAACAGCUUGGAAUCCACCAUUUUAUUUGGUUUAAUUUAAAUUAAAAUGUAUAUUAUUUUGUAAAUUACAUUACAACAAGUAUUUAUGAUGGUAAUAUAUUUUGCUUAAUGUUUCUAUGAAACUGAUUACCUAUUUUAAAUUUUUGAAUUAGGUAUAAGUUUAAAAUCCUUUCUUGAUGCCUGCCUAUAUUUGUUAUAUUAUCAGUUUUAUGUUAUUAAUAUAAUACUAAAACAUAAUAAAAAGUUAUAGAUUUUAAUAAUUUAGUCUAAAUGCCUAUUUACUUCAAUAUUGUUAUGUAUCUAAUUUAAAAUAAUUCUUAGUCAAGUAUGUUUUAUAAAAAAAAGAAUUAGAAUAAAAUAUACAAUAAAGUCGGUUAAUUAUCUAAAGUAUACAAAUGACAAAUUAAUUUAAUUUUACUAAUGUACCUAGAUGUCAUUAAGGUCGAUGUUGUAUCAGUUAGUGUUGUACAUUGAGUCCUCCAAUAACUGUAUAUCUUAGUCCAUUAUUAUAAUAUUAUAAUUAAGGCUUGGAACUUUGCAUUUCAAAUCCACAGAAAACAGUUUAAAAACGUCAAAAGAGUUUUAUAAUAAAUUUAAAAAGCAUUAAAAACCCCAGAGGGUUUAAAAUUUCCACUCCAACCAUCUUAUCAUUAAAUGCAAUUUUCUAACACAUGUAAUUUUAUUUUUUUAUAAUACUUACAAUAUUAUUUAAAAACUUGUAUUUAUAAUUUGUGUAGUGUUCAAAAAUUAUAUUUUUAUAAUUUAGAGCCAUUAGAGAGAGGGGGAGGCUUUUAAAAACACUACUUGACAUUUUUUUGUGGAUUUUAAGUGCAUAAAGUCCCGAACCCUAAUUAUAAGUAUAACCAUUUGUUCAAUACAUUAAAGUUUUUUUUAAAAAAAAAAAAAUUUGUUGCCAAAAUCCAUUUUAUAAAUGUAUUUUGAAACAAAAGGUUAGUGUUACAAAUAUUUAUUGAUGCUGAAUCGUUAAUUGUCUUCUGUUAUUUUUAGUUUACAAUAAUAAUUUAAAUUGUUUUCAUCACCACUACUAAAUAAUAUAAAUAGACUAUUUUGUUUAUUAAAAAUAUUUUUGUAAACUUCAAAAAUUGUAGAAACUUACUAAAUCAUCAUUUAUAAACAUUAGUAAAACCAAUAUUUGGUUUUAAAAUACAUUUAUAAAUGUUUAUCUUGGAUUUGAGUAAAUAUAAUUUUUAUUUUAUUUUAAAAUAAAUAUAAAAUAGAGAAAUUUUAGUGCAAGUCUUUUGAAACUAGCACCAAAAAUAAAAAUAAAAAGAUAUGGACAUACUAAACAAGGUGAAUGGGCCACUGUGGUGGUAGGUGAGAAGUUUAAAAGUUAGAGUGGUAAUUUAAUAUAUUUCUGUACUCAACAAUUAACCAUUGCUAACGAAAAACGAUUCUUAGCAGAGUUUGGUUAAUAGUGUUGAUUUGUCAGUAAUAUAUAUCUUAUAUUAUGAUCAAAUAAUUAUGUAUGCUUAUAUAUUUUCUUUAAUAAUAUUUGUUUAAAUACUGUACCUAUUUUCCCUUUCUUUCCAUUAUUUUUCCCAUUUAUUAUUAAAAUAGUUGGGAAAAUCAAAAAAUGAUGCUCAGAAUCUAAAUAAUAAUAUUAAUAUAUGUUAAACAGAACAAGUUAUUUACGUUGUCAGGUGUUGUACCCUUUAUUUCUAUGAAUUUAAUGUUUUAAAGUAAAAACUUUAACCAAGAGAUCUUGUAUAUGUAUUAUAAUGCAAAUAUAUCUUAUCUUCAUCUAUUUUAGGAUCAAUGUGAAGAUAUUAUUCAAGCUAAAGGAAUUAUCAAUCCAUCUGAACUGUGGCAAUGUGAUAUUAACAUAUUAACACCAAGCUUUACAACAAAUAAGUGUAAGACAAAGUUAAUAACUGGUCGCCUUCAAAUAGUAUUAGAUUCUGUUGAAGAAUUGUCACAGAAUUAUUCACCAUUGUUGUAUUGUUCAAAUUUAUCUGGAAGUGUUGGUUGUACAUCUAUUUCUUUUGAUCAGAACCCUUUAAUGUUGAAAAAAACUGGACAUUCUACAUUAAAUGGUAUUUUAGAAAUCUCUAACAAUAGUGAAUUACUUGUUAAUUUAUCUGUACAACAAAAUAAUAAACCAAGUCCAGAAUUCACUAUUCAACCUGAUCGAUUUCAAUUGGCUGUUAAUGAAAAAAUUAAAAUUAAAAUUGGAUGCUUAACAUCCAAGGCAUAUAGUUUCAAGUAAUUUUUAUGUCUUAUAUUUAUUGAUAAUUUAUUGUUUCACUAUUUUUAUUUUUUAUUACCAUUUAGGGAUUCCAGCAUUUGUGUACAAGUUGUAUCUUCCCAAAAACAGUUUUUUAUUAAAGUCAAAUAUAUUGAAUCUAAUGGUAAUAUUCUUAUUUCCAUUAAUAUUUGUAUUUGUAUAGAGAACAAUACAUUAAAAUGUAUUUAAUUUUGUUUUAGUUGAAUUCCAACCAACAGGUUCACCAACUUCAAGACCUCAAUCACCAUGGAGUACUAGUUCAUCCAGUGCAGGUAUAUUUUUAUUAAAAUUAUAUAGUAUUUUGAAUUAACUUUAAUAUAUAAACAGUUGGACAAUUGGAGUUGGAAUCUACUUGUUCAAGUCUAAUAUGGGGAUGUGUUACAUCAAAUACCAAAUCUGUUCAAACAUUUACUUUGCGUAACCGUGGUUCACAUAAGGAAAAACUUCUUUUGAGUAUUAAAGAUAAUAAGAAUUGUUUUAAGGUAAUUUUUUUUUAUUAUUAUUAUGUAUAAAAAUAUUAUUAAUUUUAAUGUUAAAGUUGAUAUCUCCUGGUGAAAAUCAAGUGUCAGAAAUGAAAUUAUUAUUAGAAUCCAUGGAAAGUCAAAAAUUAAGUAUAGCAUUAAUAUCAACUUCAAAUGAAGGUGAGGCCUAUGGUCAAUUAAUUUUACAGAGACAACAUAGCAGCGAAAAACGAGUGGUGAGUAAAUAACUUGUAUUACAUAUGUAUGUAUAUUUAUCCCUGUAGGAAGAGAUUAGAAUACUAUUAUGGCACCUCUACCUGUUGUAAGAGGCGACAAAUGGUCGUUAGGUUGACAGCAAAGGUAAAAUAUUUUCAAAUAAAUUGAAGAGUACAAAACAAGGUUUGUUCAAAUUUUCCCAUUUUAGAUGGAUGUGUUUAUGUAUGUAAAAAAAAUAAAUAAGAAGAUAUGUAACAUAGAAUUAUGUAUAUAAACUAUAUAGAGUAUGAGUUUAGAGGAACAGGACAAGAGGUUUACAAAACAAGACAGUUAAUGACAAUAAGCGGUGACAAUGCACUUUUAUGAGGAUGUGAUACAUAGGGUUAUAUGUAGUUGGAUGAAGUAGAGAGAAACAUCAGGUGUUCUAUGUGAAAAAAAAUAUUAAUGAGACUUAAAAUUAAAUUCUACAAGAGUGUGUGAGACCAACUAUGUUGUAUGGUUUGAAUUGUUGGGCAGUAAACAGAAAAAUAGACUAGUGGAGUGAUGAGGGAAAAUAGGAUAAGGAACUAGUAUAUAACAAUUAGCAUAGGCUUUGAUAAAAAAAAAAUAUGAGAGAAAAUAAAAUAUUGAACCAUGAUAGUUUGGGUAUGUUAUGAGGAGAGAAAAAUCGGAAGCAGUCAGAAUGGUAAUACAAAUAAAUGUAGAAGAAAAGAGAGGAAGUGAAAGGAAGUGGUUGGAUGCGAUAAAGAAUAAUAUCAGGACUCUCGAAAACAUACAGUGUAUAUGAAGUGGGAGAUCGGGUCAAGUGCAAGGUUAGAACGAAGGUGAAUUAAUUAUGAUGAAGAUGAACAAAAAGACAUAUAUAUAUAUAUAUAUGGCAUAACAGGACUAUUAAACAUUUUUGCAUUGUAGUUACAAUGCAAAAAUGUCAAAUAGUCCAGUGAUAUUUGAUAUUUAAUUAAAUACAUUUUUUUUCAUAUAAUAUUCAUAUGUCUAAUAUUUAGCUUUUUUUUUUCAUAAAAUUGAAUAUGGCUUAUACAUUUAUAAUAAUUGAUCAACUUACUAAACUGUUUAAAAUGUAUAUGUAUAUAUAUAUUAUAAUACAUUAUACUUAAUAUGUAUCAAAAAAUAAUAUUUCAGUACUUAUUUAUUUUAAUUUUUUGUUUUCUUGUCUAGAUUUCAUUAUUUGGUUAUUGUGGUCGAUCAAAUGUUAUAAUUCAUGGUGCUUUUGAAGAUAAUUUUGGAAAUAAGUGGCUGUAUCCAAAUCCUCAAUUUAUGACAGCUCAAUUUACUGUAACUAACUCUGGAAAUACUACUGCAUUUAUAAAAAUUGAUCAAGGUAGUAUUUUAUUUAUUUUAUUGUUUUAUUUUUAGUUUAUAUUAUAACAGCCUAAAUAAUGUAUUAGACAAUUCGUUAGAAGAUAUAAUUCAACCAAAUGAGUUUAUAUUGAAAAAAGGAGAAACCACUACUGUAGAGGUUUCAAUAGUUAUGAGUCCUGAACGGUUAGAAAUGUUAGUUGAACAAGAUUCUAGUUCAAAAAAUAUCAAUAUUAAUAAGAUAUCCUUAAUUUAUGGUGAUGAAGUAUCCCGAGUACGUGUAUCAAGGUUAGUUUAAUGAAUUUAUAUAGAUGUUAAACAUAAAUGUUUCUCAUUAUUAUAUACAUCUUUCAUAGACUUUGGAACAAAAUAAAAAAUGAAAAAAAAUCUGUUUAUCCUGACCAACAGCGUUUAGAUGAAAUAUCAAAUAUGUUUAAUGGCGUUAAUUUUGUCAAUGUAAAUUGUCUUGAAGAUUCUGAGGUAAAUAAAAAUCAUUAUUUUUAUAAUUAUCUAUCUUAUAAUUUUAUUUACGUUUAUACACAUAUCAAUAGGAACUAAAAGCUCAAUUUGACCAGUACACAAUAUCUAUUAUUUAUUGAUUAUUUAAUGCCUCAGUUUUAUAUAUUUUCAGUACUAUAAUAUAAAUGUUUAGAGUUAAAAUUUAGUUACUUAAAAUCUCAUCCAUUAUGAUGUAAUAAAGCAAUUUAUUUAAAUAUUUAAUAUAAAUUCAAUGACUGAUAAAAUAUUUAAAUUUUUAUACCAGUAUAUAAAUAUAAUUGAAGUUAGAAGUUAAAAUAAAUAUUUGUUCAUAGAAAUCUUUGUGUAAGCUGUGGAAAAUGGGAAUACAUGAAGACAAAAUUAUAAUUUUGAUGGAAAAAAGUAAUUUAGAAUCAUUAUUAUGUGAUACGACAAUGGUAUUCAGUGAACUAGAUACAACUGUGUAAGUACAAUUAUAUUAAUAUGUGUAUAUUUAUAUAUAUAUAGGUUGCCCUAUAGUGUUAUUCUUAUGCUAAUAAUUUUGUCAAUUUUUAUAUAUUUUUUUUUCAAUCGAAAACCAUAGUAUAACCUUGUAUAUGUAUAUGGUAAAAUCUUAAACCAUAUACUAUGCAUAGAGCUAUUGCCUAAAUAUUUGAAGCAAACACAACUAAGGGAAGUUGGGACAGAUGUGCAUUGACAUUAUAUACAUCAAGUCCAAUUGGUCAAAUUCAUGUAAUCACCGCCUGGUGGUAUUAUAAUGAUUUACGAUAAAUAUGAUAAUUACACUGAUAUGCAUGCACAUUAGAUAUAAGUCCCCUUAACAUUCGUUAAUAAUGAUGUCUUCAACUCGUAGGAUCAUGCAGUAGCUCUAUCCAUAGUAUAUGAUCUAAGAGUAAAAUAAGCAUUCAAAAUAGUAUAUUUAAUGUGUAAGUUUUUUCUAUUGUACAUCUUGUGGUACACUAUAAAGAAAUAUUUGUGUAACAUUUUAUUAACUAUAUAGUUACGUAAAUAUUAAUAGAUUAACUAAAGAUGUUUUUCUAUUAUGUAGUUAUAAUUUUUCAUGCCUUUUAUAAUAAAUGUACCUAUCUAUAUCUUUUUAAUAUUAUACUUGCAUAAAAAUUGAGUGUCAAAAACAUUUUCAGUUACCUAUUAGUUUUACACAUUAUGCUUACAGAAUUGACACGUUCUCAGACCUGCACUAGUUGAUCAUAGUGGUGUUAAAAACAUUUUGGAAAUCCAUAUACAUCACAUCAAUCUAAUUAUAACAUUUUAUUUUUUUUUGAUAUUUUAUUAUUUUUACUAUAAAUACUUAUAUAAAUUUAUUUUUGAUGACAAUAAUUAUUGUAUGUUUUUUAUAAUUAUUUGUAUAAUUUUUUUUGUAUUAAUAUUUGUAAAAUUUAAUCAAUUAUUUUGUACUUUUAUGAUCUCCUAAGAUAAAUAUUUUAUAUAUUGUGCAUUUUUUUUAGUAAUAAUUAUUUUUAUAACACUAUUAUGAAUAUUUUAAAUACAAAUUUGUAAUUUUGAUUU